AUGUCCUCCUUUUUACCUCCAAAAUCCAGACUACUGGAACUCACAAAGUUAAGAUGUAAUAUAUUCAAUGAAAAUUUCAAUCCAUUAAACAUCCGUACAGGUUCUAAAAUCCUAACUCAAAGACUAAAAGGUGAAAACAUCAAAAGAUAUUAUGGUAAUCCAGAUAUGAUUAGAUUUAAAGAAUUAAGAAGUUUAUACCCAACUAUUGACUGGGUUGAUCCAGCUGAAGUUUACAGAUUAAAGAUUAAUCAAUCUCGUAAACGUAGAGGUAAAGGUGCCCCAAAGAAGAAGAAGGAAAAAGGAGGUGAUAAAAAGAAGAAGAAAUAA
This is a messenger RNA of Hansenula anomala, 327 nucleotides long. RefSeq names its product mitochondrial 37S ribosomal protein mS33 (gene RSM27). Gene Ontology annotation, cellular component: mitochondrion. The record is from RefSeq and is a predicted model, not a curated record. NCBI's taxonomy places the organism in Eukaryota, Fungi, Ascomycota, Saccharomycetes, Phaffomycetales, Wickerhamomycetaceae. The transcript is spliced from 2 exons. Bases 1 to 327 code for a protein of 108 amino acids.